Molecule: messenger RNA, 4441 nt
Organism: Doryrhamphus excisus (bluestripe pipefish)
Lineage: Eukaryota; Metazoa; Chordata; Actinopteri; Syngnathiformes; Syngnathidae
Gene: kcnj12b
Product: potassium inwardly rectifying channel subfamily J member 12b
Biological process (GO): potassium ion import across plasma membrane; regulation of monoatomic ion transmembrane transport
Cellular component (GO): plasma membrane
Molecular function (GO): inward rectifier potassium channel activity
Source: RefSeq, a predicted model, not a curated record
GUUGAAGACAGGGAGGGGGAGGACGAGGGCUGAGCAGUGAGCAAUAGUUGUGUGGAUGUAGGAUACGGAGUGGGUUCUGCAGCAGAACCAGCUCGCAUGCAAACCGAGGAAGUGUGGGGACACAUGGACGAGGAUGACCGAUUACUUCCAAAUCAUCCAUGAGGAAUUGAUGGCCGGUUUUAUUCCGGUCAGGCCGGUCAGAUACAUCUCAUUUGGGACGACUGAGAGGCUUUGUUUACCUGACUAAUUCGAGCCUGGACAAUUACAAAGUCACAGUGGAGAACUUGACGCCAGCAAUGGUUGUAAUGCUGUCCUCGCUGACCAGAGGAACAGGUGCAGUCAAACUCGGGGAGAUGAAUGUGUUUCUUUCCUACCUCACAAGGAUAGACUGGUUCUACCCGUAACAGACGUCCAGCUGAAGGGACCGGCGAGGAAACAUGCAGCAGUUCGGCUAAAAGGCUGAAAGUUCUGAAAGUGAAAAAAAAAAAAAGUGUGAAAUCGACAUUGAUACCUGCACACAAGGGAAACAUCAGUCUGCGUUGGACGUCUUGCGUGAGUCGGCCUGAUCCUGUGAAGCCACGUGGCCGCCCUGGCUGAGGCAUGAACGUGGGAAGAAGCCAGCAGCACAGCUUCCUGUCCUGUGAAGAAGAAGGCCUGAGACUGACGAGCAUGCCCGCCGUGGGCACCUUCGGCAAUGGAAAGAUCCACACCAGACGUCAAAGACACAGCCGCUUCGUCAGCAAGACGGGCCAGUGCAACAUCCACUUCUCCAACAUGGACGACAAGUCCCAGCGCUACAUAUCCGACAUUUUCACCACGUGCGUGGACAUACGCUGGCGCUACAUGUUCCUGCUCUUCAGCCUGGUGUUUGUGGUGUCCUGGCUGAUGUUCGGCCUGGCCUUCUGGGUCAUCGGCCUCCUGCAUGGCGACAUGGACCAUCUCGCUGGCGACGACAGCUUCGUACCGUGCGUGACGCAGGUCAACACCUUCGUGGCUGCUUUCCUCUUCUCCAUCGAGACCCAGACCACCAUCGGCUACGGCGCACGGUGCGUGACGGAGGAAUGUCCCGCCGCCGUCUUCAUGGUGGUGUUCCAGUCCAUCGUGGGCUGCGUCAUCGACGCCUUCAUGAUCGGCGCCAUCAUGGCAAAGAUGGCGAGGCCCAAAAAACGAGCGCAGACUCUGCUGUUCAGCCACAACGCCGUCAUCGCCAUGCGCGACGGCAAGCUGUGCCUGAUGUUCAGGGUAGCUAACCUUAGAAAAAGCCACAUCGUGGAGGCUCACGUCAGGGCUCAGAUGGUCAAGCCCCGAUACACGGAGGAGGGCGAGUACAUCCCUCUGGAUCAGAUCGACAUGAACGUGGGUUACGACAGAGGCACCGACCGCCUCUUCCUGGUGGCGCCGCUCACCGUCAUCCACGAGAUUGAUGAAGAAAGCCCGCUGUUUGGCAUCAGCAAGCAAGACCUGGAGACGUGUGACUUUGAGAUCGUGAUCAUACUGGAAGGCCUGGUGGAAGCCACCGCCAUGACCACGCAGGCGCGCAGCUCCUACCUGUCGUCAGAGAUCCUCUGGGGUCAGCGUUUUGAGCCGCUCAUCUUCGAGGAGAAGAGCCAGUACAGGAUAGACUACGCCUAUUUCCACAAGACCUUCGAGGUGCCGUCCACGCCGAGGUGCAGCGCCAGAGACAUGGAGGAGAGGAAGUUCCCCACGUCGGGCGCCAACUCCUUCUGCUAUGAGAACGAGCUGGCCUUCAUCAGCAGGGACGAAGAGGAUGAGGAGGAGGCGGACUUUGACAAAGGUGAAGAGAGACAGCGUUCGUCUGAGCGGCUGAACGAGCACGCCGCCAGUGCACGCGAUCAAAAGUCCGGUAAAGAAUCCGAGAUUUAAAACCUGCUGAACCACAAAAAACAGACUCGUGGUAAUUACUCCUGGUAAUUUGGUGCAUGACUGCUAGUUGCUUCGUUUGUUUGCUUGUUUUGUCACCUCUGUCAACCAUGCGCCUUAUUGUUGGAUCGUUUGCAGUCUAACCACAACAUUAGGUACACCAAAUACUCCUCUCAGACCAUUACAGCAAUCCCUCGCCGCUUCGAGCUUCACUCCGUCAGCCUAUGAUUAGUCUAAUAAUAUGCAAAUCUGAAUUUAAGAUAAUCUUGCGUAUAUUCUGCCUAAAUUAAUUUCAAUUUUCAAGCACAAAAUAUCAACAUGAAGUAAAAUGCAAAUGUAAGACAAGUAUUGUAGUAUUCUACACUGCUCACUAGGUGUCAGUAAUGUAAUGUAAUGUAAUGUUAAGGUGAGACACACACGCACCAGACUUGAUUGCCUGUUUGAAUUAUCUCACAGCAGGCUCAAUAAUAACCCCUAAUCCAUAAUCCCGAUUGAACCUAUUAUUAUUUAUGUAUUAAAUGGCAUAUUUUCUCUUGUUAUGUCUACUAUAUUGCGUAAUACAAAUGUAAAAGUGACUAUAGGGGUGUUAUUUUAUGCCUAGAGGUCUCUAAUAAUGUUAAAAAAUUGCAUUUAGAAGUUUGUAAACAGGUUUUCUAUGCUCCAUUUGAAAAUACUGCAUUUAUAUACUGUAUAGGGAAUCCUACUUAGUGGAAAUUCACUCAUCUCAGUCGGCUUUGGCACCAAUUAACCGCGAUAAAUGAGGGAUUACUGUCCAUUGGAUUGUGCAGGUGUACCUAAUGUUGUGGCCAGUUUGUAUAUCAAUGGCCGAUGCAUGACAAGGUAGUGCAUUUUAAUAAGCGGAGGAGCACUUUAUAGUUCUACCUGUUGUUUAGGCAUACGUGUACCGAGAACUGCUUCGUCAUGACAGUCAAUACGUUUCAGCAGACACGGGAGAUACACGUCUGCUUGGCAAAUGUCUCGUGUUCAUAAUCUGUUACUCAAUGACAGAAACAUGGUAGCAGUAUGUUUGGCGCAUUUCAGUCCCUGGAGGUCUUCGUGAAUUAGACACAAAAAAAAAGACUUUGGCUGCAUGAAAUGCACCUUUUCCCACACAGUGCACCCAGCUCGUCUGGAGCCCUCACAUAGCAACAAGACGGCAACGUCCAAUAUGCUGCAAGCAGAGCCCAAAAGGACACUGCAUGAGCAAUGACAGUGAACUAGCAAUUUGCGAGCGGAAGGAUCCCUUUGGGAGUUGCAAUUGACCUUUUCAUGGAAUAUGUUCGCUCCAAAAACACUGCUAGGAUUUAUCUCAAGCAGGACAUGAAGUUGGAUGGAAUGCCUAUCAGCGGUGUGGUGCAUCAAAGGUGACUUACCCGCCCCACUUUGUCCCGGGAGCCCAGUUCUGGUCGGAUUUCGGUGAUGAGGCAGGUAGUUCCGGUUAGUUGGUAGGGUCACCCACCACAGUCAGCACUGUGGAACACAUACACAACAAUGGUAACACGCGGUGAUACCAACAGGGAGAAAAUAGCACUGAGCUAACUGAUGAGGAGCCAUUUUUCCUCUUUUGAAUGCAUAUUGUUUUGAGAAGCCAACUCACCGCGACCUUAUUUAAAAAGCCAACAUCAACAGGUUUUCUAUGUUCCAAGUAUGAAAAUAUUCUAUUUAUUGACAUUAAAUAUCGAAAUUAACACAAUUGAGUCUAGAACUAGUUCUAAAUGCAUAUUUCUUAUGGAAAAAAUUAAUGACGUUAGAGCAGUGGUGUCCAAACUACAGCCCGGGGGCCAUUUGCGGCUUGUUUUUAUUGGCUAACAUUCUAGAAAUGACAUUCAAUUAUAAAAACAACAAAAGCAAAUAUGAAAAAAAAACAAGCAAAGAGGUGUAAAAAUAGGUACUUAAUAAUAUGCUUUGUGGGUCGCACGGUGGACAAAUGGUUAGUAUGUUGGCCACACAGGCAGGAGAUCGGGAAGACGAUUCGAUUCCCUGCUUGGCAUCUCCCCGUGUUUCCUCCCAUAGAAAAAAAAUGUCCUUUUUAGGCGUUUUACAAACCAAAAAGUGUCAAAAUGGCCCCCACACCUUUUAACGUUUCCAUAUGCGGUCUAUAGUUGGACACCCCAUGGUUAGAGCAUGUCUGGGUUUGAGUCGGACCUUCUGGAACCAAUAUAUGACGCUGACCGAGGUUCCACUGUACAUCAAAAUGUACGCUGGAGUCCCGACUUUAAAUAAAAUGUAGAUUUAUCUCACAGAUGCCACAACAAUAAUGUGACUGUAAAGAAAUAUAUGCCCCCCCACCCUUCCAUGUGGGUUUUUGUUGUGGUUUGCCGAGUACGUGUACGGAUGCCCUUUCAGCACAACUGUGCAUUUUGUAUCUUGCUGACUGCUGUUGGAAAUAUCGCAGGUUUUCUCUGGGGAAUGAAUGGUUUUGCCAUUUUCACCACAAGCAGAAUCCGGGACGAGAAGGAGACGACGUGAACAUUAGUCAGGCCUGGACUGUAAAUAAACAUGCUUCUGUUUUUUUGUGCUUGUCCUUUCAUUGUGAGCCACUUCAUUCUCAAUGAGAAUA